AUGUCAUUCGAUCUUCAACCUUUUAUUGUUGAUCCAUUGUCUCGUAAAGCUAAAAACUAGACCACCUUCAGAAAGUUUCUUGAGCAGGAGAAUAGGAAAUUUGAGGUAGUCAACAUCAAUAUCAACAAUAGGUUGGAGGCAGAAGCAAAGAGACAGAAAAUAGUAGACAUGCCUCCCUUAUAAAAUGAUGAUAAAAUAAAAACUGAAGAGAAACCUAAGAAGAAAAAUAAAUCAACGGUUGAAGAGGAGGAUCCUCCAAUUGACCCCUCAUUCUUUAAGAAACAAGAACUAGAUGAGACUGAUAUCAUGAGGCAGACUCUAUAGAAAGUUAUAGCUUAAAACGGUGAAUUCGAUCUGAAUAAGUUUAAGACUAUGUUUAAAACUAGAUUUAUAUCUGAGACACUUAAGGAGGAAAUUAGGGAAAAUAAAAAAAGAGAUAAAGAGAGGAAAAGACAGGAACUGCUAAACAAAACUUAGAAGAAAAAAGACAACCAGAGAGGCAGUAGAAAUUACCAGCAUCCUGGAGGAAGAUUUUAAUCUAUUAAUAAAACUGGUGACACUGAGGGGGGUUCUAAUUCUCAACGAUAUCCAUAAUUGAAUAGUAUUGAUGCAAAAAAGAUAAAAGCUUAUAAGAAUAAGAGUAUGAAGAGAGUAGAUGGAGAUAUCGGUCAAGGCAACUUUAUAUUUGGAGUAGUGUCAAGAGAUGCUAGACAUAAUGCAUUUUCCCCUGAAUAGGGGCAUCCUCCAGUUGGCAAUUAUCAACCAAACUAUGAUUUCAUUCUAGAAAAUACUGUGAACUUGCCAAUUUAAACAUCAAAGAAAAAGCUACAAAUAUUUGAGGGGUCUCCUGGAUCAGAUGAAGAAGUGGUCAAAGAUUUAAAAUGCUCUAAGUUCAAUAGGAAAAUAGAUGAUAUAAACACUCAAUUUAAAUCCAUCACUGAACUUCAUUCUAAGCCAAUGACACCUGAUGCUUCGAAAGAUCCAAAUUUGAAUGAGACAUUCAAUACUUCAUUGGGUAGAUCCAAAAAAUUGAAGCUCACCUAGUUUCAUACAAUCACUAAUUCUCUUUAGCUAAAUAGUCCAAUAAUUUAAAAUCAGAAAAAGCUAGAACACCUAUAUGGGGAGAAGGCAAGAGACAUUAGCCCCAUUUCUAAGGAUCAUCAUUUGCUUAGUAAAUUCCAGAAAUUAACCUAGAAAACCACAGAUCUGCUCAAAGAUUUACCAAAAAUAGAUUUCAGUAAAUAGCUAAGAAAGGAUGAUAUUAUUUACAGUAUGACUCCUAAGUUAAAUGAUCUAAGAUUCGAACCUAUUAAUAAGUUCCCCUAAAUAUUAUCCUAAAAUACUAAACUGGCAGUGAACAUAGCGCUGCAAAAGGGCUCAGCCAGACCUAAUUUUUUCUCUUAAUUGGGAAUUCCAAAGGACUAAUUAAAAAACUCACCCAGCUUUUAUGAUAAAAAGUACUCUUAGAUAGAAAAGAGAGUAACAGGCCUUGAUUUCAGCAAGAGAGAUUAAAGCAUUGAAAGGAAGAGACCUUAAAAAGGAGAUGGUGAUGAUGAAAGUGGAUAUCUUCAGAGAGUCAAGCAUCAAGAUUUCAAGCCUAGAGUAAGAAUCAGGUAAACUGAUGACAAGAUUCACGCUUUGCACUACUCUAUAGUAGAUGAUACAUGA
Stylonychia lemnae is the source of this 1668-nucleotide messenger RNA. Lineage: Eukaryota; Ciliophora; Spirotrichea; Sporadotrichida; Oxytrichidae. The record is from the annotation of a GenBank genome assembly.